Messenger RNA from Oryza brachyantha (malo sina), 1574 nucleotides. RefSeq names its product GDSL esterase/lipase At4g10955-like. The transcript has 3 exons. Gene Ontology annotation, biological process: lipid metabolic process. The coding region runs from base 280 to 1320 and encodes 346 amino acids. NCBI's taxonomy places the organism in Eukaryota, Viridiplantae, Streptophyta, Magnoliopsida, Poales, Poaceae. The record is from RefSeq and is a predicted model, not a curated record.
GUGGUUUUCGAUGUUUGGGGGUGGGGGAACUGCGACGGACAUGGCAGAUCUUGCCGGUCCACAUCGACUGUUCGUCUCUCUGGACGCUACUGCUAGUUCGCAGAAGAGGCCCUUGCUGGAAAUUUUUUAAGAAAUGUUAGAAUUUGAGGUCGGUAGGUUAUCGCGCCUACGGCUCAAUCCCAGUUUUGAAGUAGGAAUUGGGCGUUUGUUUAGUACGCAGUGUUAUGUUUUUCUUCAAUACCAAGUCCAAUAAACCGAAAACUGGUUCUGUAUAGCCAGAUGGCUGUGGACAGAGAUAUCUUUGGUAUCGCAGGUCCAACAUAUCUGAUUCCUGUUAAUUGGAACUGUGAGCAUAAUCGGAGAUCUGUGGCUGCAUGCUUAGUUCAGGCUGUAUAUGUUUUGGAGAGAGACCGGCAACUAAAUCGUCAAUCUGUUGAAGCCUUGGCAUCUCCUUGGUGGGAAUUCUUCCAUUUUGAGUUGAUCCGCAAGCUUGUCGAUGAUGCUGACUUGUCUAUUUUUGGUGCAAUAUUUGAAUUCAAUCCUCCUUCAAGUAAAGAAUCUUCUGCUGAUAAUGCACCAAGAUUUGUUAUUGCCUUCAGAGGCACUAUAACUGAGAAGGAAACCAUCUCAAGAGAUGUUGCCCUUGACCUACACCUUGUUCAAAAUGGUCUCCAUCGGACCUCAAGAUUUACAAUUGCAAUGCAAGCUGUUCAAAACGUAGCCUCAGUUUUCCCUGGCUCAAUGAUCUGGUUGACUGGGCAUUCACUGGGUGCAGGUAUGGCCAUCCUUACUGGAAGAAACAUGGUUAAAAAAGGUGUGCUAUUAGAAAGCUAUCUCUUUAAUCCACCUUUUGUUGCUGCCCCAAUCGAGAGGAUCAGUGAUGAGAGAGUAAAGCAUGGUUUCCGAAUUGCAAGAAGUGUAAUUACUGCUGGAUUGGCUAUUGCAAUGAAAGGAAAAGGCGAGGGGAGCAACGAAAGGUCUGUUGCAGAAGAUUCUUUCAACAUGUUGUCAGCAUGGACGCCAUAUCUGUUUGUCAAUCCAGGAGACCAUAUCUGUUCAGAGUACAUCGGCUACUUCCAGCAUCGGAAGAACAUGGAGGAUCUUGGUGCUGGAUUUAUUGAGAAGCUCGCCACCCAAAAUUCUAUAGGAGAUCUAUUUUACAAGGCAUUAGGGUGGGAAUCGGAACCACUGCACCUUCUUCCAUCUGCAGACUUGAUUGUCAACAUAAGCCCUUCACCAGACUUCAAAUAUGCUCAUGGCAUCAGCCAGUGGUGGCAGCCUGAGAUGAACUUGCAAUGCAACAAAUAUCGAUACUCGUAGGUGCAUGACAUUGGAAAAGAUAUCUUUGGAGAUCCUUCAUAACUCUUCAUUCGUUCAUUAUGGUUUAUUCAAUUACUAUUGUAUCUGUAAAAAUACUGUGAUAGUUUUUUUUUUUUUUUUGGUAAUAGAUGUUUCUGACCUACUGAUUCUGUGGACAACUUGGAAAAAUAUCUGCUGAUGUUGUGGCUCAUGGAUAGACAUUUUUCAACUUGAUUUGGAUCGUACUAACUGUUCUGAAUAUACUUUGUCAUUUA